UAUAUAUAAUUGCUUAAUAAUGGCACAUAUAUUACAUGUGAGUUGCUUGUUUCUCCUUUGACUAUAUAAAACGUUUUUGUUUUUUUAAAAAUGAGUGACACUAUGAAGCAAGGAGGUUGCACACGCACUCUUGCAUUAACUGUGUGCUCUGCAGCCAUUGGUGGCACUUUUCAGUAUGGCUACAAUAUUUCAAUCAUUAAUGCACCCACAGCUUAUGUGCAGAAGUUCAUUAAUGAGACCUGUAUGAAGAGAUGGGGUACAGCUCUUGAGUCCAGUCAGGUGACACUGAUAUGGACCUUUAUUGUCUCCAUUUACUCACUCGGAGGACUUCUGGGAUCCCUGCUUGCUGGCCCAAUGGCUGUUAAGUGCGGACGUAAAGGUGCACUGCUGCUAAACAACUGCUUCCUUUUUCUGAGUGCAGUCCUGGCUCUGUGCAGUCGCUCUGCUAGCUCUUUUGAGAUGAUCAUCCUUGCUCGUCUGCUGGUGGGGGUCAAUGCUGGGGUUAGCAUGAACGUCCAGCCCAUGUACUUCGGAGAGAGUGCCCCUAAGAACAUGAGAGGUGCUGUUGCCUUUUCUUCUGCUGUUUUCACUGCUCUAGGGAUCUUGAUGGGCCAGAUAACCGGUCUGACUGAAGUUUUGGGGAGCGAAUCUCUCUGGCCUUAUCUGCUGGCGAGCAAUGCUCUCCCCGGCCUAGUGCAGCUGGUCACCUUGCCCUGGUUUCCUGAAAGCCCGCGUUACCUGCUCAUUGACCGAGGAGACCGAGAGGCGUGCGGUCAAGCCCUGAAACGCCUCCGAGCGUGCAGCGUUUUUACUGAUGAGAUGGAAGAGAUUCUCCAGGAGCGCGCAGAAGCAGGCGAAGCCCGUGCCAAAACGCCGUGGGAGCUGUUCAGUGACCGAAGUCUUCGCAGGCAGCUCUGCACCGUAAUGGUGGCCAGCAGUGCCAUGAUGCUGUGUGGAAAUGAUUCCAUUUACUUCUACGCCUCCUAUAUCUUUCAAGAAGUUGGUAUUCCAAUGGACAGGAUUCAGUAUGUCACGAUCGGCACGGGUGCCUGUGAGUUCACGUCUGCUCUGGUGUGUAAUCUCCUGAUCGAGCGCGUUGGCCGCAGGUUGCUCCUCGCAGGCGGGUAUCUGCUCAUGGCUUGCUGGGCGGUGGUCUUCACUGUCGCUCUUUCGCUGGAGGGCAAAGUGGCCGGCAUGCCCUAUCUGAGUAUGGUCUGCAUGUUCGCCUACAUCUUGAGCUUUGGCAUGGGUCCCGCAGGGGUCACCGGGAUCCUCCCCGCCGAGCUCUUUGACCAAAUGGCACGUCCCGCAGCUUACAUGGUUGCCGGUUCCAUGAUGUGGCUUAACCUCUUCCUCAUAGGAAUGGCGUUUCCGUUCAUAGUUAACGGCCUGGGACAGUUCUGCUUCAUCCCCUUCUGUGGAGUUUGUGUGACAGCAUGUAUUUUCGUCAUUUGCACUUUGCCUGAAACCAAAGGAAGGACUCUAGCAGAGAUCACUGAGGAGUUUGAGAAGCGGAAUAAGAAAGGCACAGCUAAUGGGCUUCCUAAAUACGGGCAGCAAUCUCAAAGUCUGACUGAUCCAUCAGAAUUCCUAGAAACUGAGAAGAUCUGAGAGAGAUCGGGCUGAUUUUGUGGUGCUACUGUACUCAGAUUUUAUGUUUGUUUUUUUUGUUUUUUUGUUUGUUUGUUUUUUAUCACUGACACACUGUUUUUUUGCCCUGUCUAUUCAUUUAUUUUAAAAUACCUUGAAAAUGCCAUAUAUAGUUCAUCAAGAAAAUUAUAAACUUGUGUACACUUAGAUUUAUUAAAAGUAAGGAAAAUGUUUUUAAUUUUUACUUGAUGGUUAUACUACAAUAUUGUUGUUAUUAAAUAGUUAAAUGGAAACGUUUCUUGAAAAUGGCAUAAAAAGCCAUAUGAAACUAGCAUGGAAAAAAAAGCUUUUCUGACGUGAUGCACUUUGAGCUACAUCUGAUUUAAAAAUGCUGCAUGUUGCAAAUGUUUUUUUUUUUUAAUUAUUAUUAUUUAUUAAUUAUAUUAAUUUAACUUUUAUUAUGUAUUCUUAUUUAUCAUCUGUCUUUUCCCAUUUCUUCCUUCCCAAUUGGUUAUUGGAAUGCAGCUAGAAAAUAUAACACCAGUAUGUGCAAUUGUGAAAAAAAAAAAAAAACAGGAGCAUGUUGGGAAAUUGUUAAACUGUGAUUUGAUUCUCCUUAUCAGGGAUGUUUUUUUUUUGUACUGUUUCCCAGAAAACUUGAAUCUUGACGCCUGCAAAAAUGAAAUCACUUAAAAUGUGCACUUAUGUAUUUUACCUCAUUCUGUGACUCAUAAUAUAAUGUUGUUAAAUAUUUAUUGCAAAAAUAGUAACUUAUUUUGAAAGAAACACCCAAAUAAUUUUACCAUGUAUUGCAUUUGUUAAAGAUCUGUAAGAGAUCUUACCAAGUAUUUGCAUGUUGCACCAGCAGAUGGCACUAUAUCAAUAUCAUUGUUUUUUUUUCUGUCUGCACUGUUUGUCUUCUCAAUUGGAUGUGCAAUUUUUAACCAAAAAAAAAAAAAAAAAGGGAAUUCACAACAUGCCAUUGCAUUUAGGUAUACCCACAGUUGUAAAGAA
Onychostoma macrolepis is the source of this 2604-nucleotide messenger RNA. Its product is annotated as solute carrier family 2, facilitated glucose transporter member 11. Gene Ontology annotation, molecular function: hexose transmembrane transporter activity. The coding region runs from base 91 to 1611 and encodes 506 amino acids. Gene Ontology annotation, biological process: monosaccharide transmembrane transport. The record is from RefSeq and is a predicted model, not a curated record. The transcript has a single exon. NCBI's taxonomy places the organism in Eukaryota, Metazoa, Chordata, Actinopteri, Cypriniformes, Cyprinidae. Gene Ontology annotation, cellular component: membrane.